UCAGGAGCAGAUACUAUCUACAAAUACCUAAGAAAACUCGAUGCUGGAUGAAACGCCGACCUUUUAGCUGGUAGUAACAUCCGUCCUCACCCUCACGCCUACCCGGUUAUACCAUCUAUCUGUUCUCAUAUUAACCAUCUGCUACGCUAAUGCGCACUUAUCCAGUUGCAGCCAAACGCGCACAUGAGUCAUAGAUAAUGAAAAAGUGAUAGAUUAGCAGACCAACCCAUCUUUCAUUAACCAAUUGCACCAUGUUCGACUUGAAGGCCAUAGUCAGACCUAACAUCUUGGGAUUGCAACCCUACAGGUGUGCCAGAGACGACUUCAAGACAGGAAUUCUCCUUGAUGCCAACGAAAAUACCCACGGUCCAUCGUUAUCCAGUGUUGGUGCGGAGGAACAGAAGCUCGAGUUGAACAGAUAUCCUGAUCCCCAUCAAAUCGAGUUGAAACAGCAGAUCGUGGACUUCAGAAAUGCCAAGCCCAACCUGGCUGCUUCAGGCAGUCUCUUGACACCGGAAAACCUCUGCCUUGGUGUGGGUUCCGACGAGAGUAUUGAUAUGUUGUUGCGGUGUGUGUGUACCCCAGGAAAGGACAAGUUGUUGAUUUGCCCUCCAACCUACGGGAUGUAUGGCAUCUGUGCCACUGUCAAUGAUGUGGAGCUCGUUAAAGUUCCAUUACUCACCCCUUCGUUCGACGUAGACGUUGAUGCCGUUGCAAAACAGGUCAAAUCCGAUUCCACCAUCAAGCUUAUCUACCUCACUUCCCCCGGAAACCCCACUGGAAAGUUGUUGGAUGUCAAGGACGUGAUCCGUUUGUUGGAAAUUGAAUGGAACGGGUUGGUGGUCAUUGACGAAGCCUACGUUGACUUUACCUUCUUGGAAUCCGACACCCACAGCCCAUCAGUGAGUACGUUGGUCAACCAAUACCCAAACUUGGUGGUGUUGCAGACCCUCUCCAAAUCCUUCGGUCUUGCUGGUAUUAGACUAGGAAUCACUUUUUCCAGCUCUGAGUUGUCGUACUACUUGAACUCGAUGAAGUAUCCCUACAACAUCUCUUCCUUGACCUCGAACGUGGCUUUGAAAGCUACCAAUGCGAACGACGGUUUGAAAGUUAUGUACUCCAAUGUUGCACGUAUCAUUGAACAAAGAGGAAUACUAUUGGACUCGUUGUCAGCACUCAAAUACGUGGGAAAGAAUUUGGGGGGUUUGGACUCAAACUUCAUUUUGAUUGAGAUAUUGGAUAAGGCUGGAAACCCUUCCAAUGAGGUAGCUAAGAAGCUCUACGAGACCUUAGCCGUUUCCAACGGAGUUGUGGUCAGGUUCAGAGGUACUGAGUUGAAUUGUACCGGUGGGUUGAGAAUCUCAGUGGGAACAGCAGAGGAAAAUAAAGCUUUAGUGGCCAAGUUCGAGAAAUGUUUGAACGAAAUCAAUAAGUAGACGAUAGAGUAGUUCUAGUUCUAGAAAUGAACGAGACCGAUUAGCAGCG
Molecule: messenger RNA, 1485 nt
Organism: Suhomyces tanzawaensis NRRL Y-17324
Lineage: Eukaryota; Fungi; Ascomycota; Pichiomycetes; Serinales; Debaryomycetaceae
Gene: HIS5
Product: histidinol-phosphate transaminase
Exons: 1
Coding region: 252-1436 (394 amino acids)
Biological process (GO): L-histidine biosynthetic process
Molecular function (GO): L-histidinol-phosphate:2-oxoglutarate transaminase activity; pyridoxal phosphate binding
Source: RefSeq, a predicted model, not a curated record